Messenger RNA from Polyodon spathula (Mississippi paddlefish), 336 nucleotides. Its product is annotated as heat shock protein beta-3-like. Gene Ontology annotation, cellular component: nuclear speck; cytoplasm. Lineage: Eukaryota; Metazoa; Chordata; Actinopteri; Acipenseriformes; Polyodontidae. The coding region runs from base 1 to 336 and encodes 111 amino acids. The transcript is spliced from 2 exons. The record is from RefSeq and is a predicted model, not a curated record.
AUGGAAGUAGUCACCGUCAGGCACUGGUUGAAAUGCCCAGUCCGCUACCAGGCCUGGUUUGCAGGGAAGGACCUGGAGGAGUGCAAGGAGGAGCACUCCUUAUUCACCCUGCCGGGGCCCUCCGUUGCGGGGCUGAAACUGGGCAGAGAGGGAGCUGCCACUGGAGAAAGGCUGGGAGCCUGCUUUCCAGUCAGCACGGGCUCUCAGAUGGACCAGCAUGGCCUUUUCUCCGGGAGCUUCACUCGACAGUACAAGCUGCCAGAUGGGCUGCAAGUGAGAGGCCUGAGUGCUGUGUUGUGUCACGGUGGGAUUCUGGUGAUGGAGACGAGACCCUGA